AUGCCUUUCCCAUCGUCCUCGCCUUCACUUUCAUCUUCUUCCACCCCAGUUUCACCCACCCCAACCACUCCCCCCACUCCAUCUACCUCACCAGAUCUAACUCCAUCACAGCCAAUCCAACCCAGCCUAACUCCAUCUCAACUCAGUGAAAUUCAAGACAUACUUACUUUCUUAGCCAAGCACAACUCAACCCAUUUCCACUCCACUAUCACCCAGAUUCACAAAGACCCAUCCGUGCAAAAGCCCCAACGAAGGCAUUCCGACCAAUUCCGCCGCGGCCCCAAAACCCGACUUACUUUAGAGUUAGACCGCCACCGUCGCGCCCGACUAGCAGCCAAAUUCCUCCAAACCACCGAGCAAACUCAAAUUCAAACCAACUAUUGGACUUCCAUCCUCCAACAAGCUUUCUCCGAUCUCGCCGAGCAAGCCAAUCUCACUCCCGCCGAGGCCUACACCCAUCUCCACCUCGACCUCACAGGCAUUCCCCGACAAGACCUCAAUGCCGAAUAA
Nematocida homosporus is the source of this 510-nucleotide messenger RNA. RefSeq lists its product as uncharacterized. The transcript has a single exon. The record is from RefSeq and is a predicted model, not a curated record. The coding region runs from base 1 to 510 and encodes 169 amino acids. Lineage: Eukaryota; Fungi; Microsporidia.